Molecule: messenger RNA, 450 nt
Organism: Pyricularia pennisetigena
Lineage: Eukaryota; Fungi; Ascomycota; Sordariomycetes; Magnaporthales; Pyriculariaceae
Exons: 1
Coding region: 1-450 (149 amino acids)
Source: RefSeq, a predicted model, not a curated record
AUGCACUUCACAACCACCACCAUCCUCGCCCUGGCUGCCACCCUCACCGGCGCGGUCCCCACGCCGGCGGGCCAGGCCAAGUCCAUGGUCGCCGACGUGCCGCAGUGGACCAUGACCGACUUCACCCGCACCUGCAACGACGCCGACACUGAGUGCAAGGUGCAGUUCGGCAUCGACACCAACGCCGGCGGCAACUCCACCGCCACGCCCUGCAGCUACAGCGUGACGGCCGAGUCCAAGGCCUCGCGCGCGUCCGUCGCCAACGUCGACUGCGGCAAGUACAAGGUCAGCUCGGGCUGGAGCGGCCAGUUCGAGGUCGGCUUCACCACCCUCUCCGUCGUCGACUCGGAGAAGAGGCUCAUCGUCUGGCCCGCCUACACCGACGAGCAGCUCGUCAACGGCAAGGCCGUCAGCCCGGACCAGAGCUACGCUCCCCAGACUCUGGGUUGA